This is a messenger RNA of Bacidia gigantensis, 354 nucleotides long. RefSeq lists its product as uncharacterized. The transcript has 2 exons. The coding region runs from base 1 to 354 and encodes 117 amino acids. Gene Ontology annotation, molecular function: copper chaperone activity; metal ion binding. NCBI's taxonomy places the organism in Eukaryota, Fungi, Ascomycota, Lecanoromycetes, Lecanorales, Ramalinaceae. Gene Ontology annotation, cellular component: cytosol. Gene Ontology annotation, biological process: copper ion transport. The record is from RefSeq and is a predicted model, not a curated record.
AUGCAAGGACACACAGUCAAGAAGCUCAUCAACCAUACCUCUGUCCGACCUCAACCUAAUCACCUCCACCCCAAAGACCCUUCAUAUCAUCACCUACCGCAAACACCGCACAAAAUGACAGCAGCACACCACUACCACUUCAACAUCGCCAUGUCCUGCGGCGGCUGUUCCGGCGCCGUGGAGCGCGUCCUUAAGAAAACCGAAGGGUUGGCCGACUACAAAGUCGACCUUGCAACUCAGACCGCAGAUGUCUACACCGAUGACGUGAGCUAUGAGACUGUGCUGGAGAAGAUCAAGAAGACGGGGAAGGAGGUGAAGGGCGCGGAGAAGGAUGGGGCGAAGGCUGAGAUAUGA